Molecule: messenger RNA, 868 nt
Organism: Gadus morhua (Atlantic cod)
Lineage: Eukaryota; Metazoa; Chordata; Actinopteri; Gadiformes; Gadidae
Gene: pln1
Product: phospholamban 1
Exons: 3
Coding region: 451-621 (56 amino acids)
Biological process (GO): negative regulation of heart rate; negative regulation of ATPase-coupled calcium transmembrane transporter activity; negative regulation of calcium ion import into sarcoplasmic reticulum
Cellular component (GO): membrane; sarcoplasmic reticulum
Molecular function (GO): ATPase inhibitor activity
Source: RefSeq, a predicted model, not a curated record
ACCAGUGAUCGCACAAAAUAGCGGGGCACUCCUGUGCUCCACACAGACACAGACGGUGACAGAGGGACUGACACACAUAUAGCCAGGUACCCUUUGAAUAUCCGCUUCAAAUAUCUACAAUUUGGAAAAAGGCUACUGGAAUCUCAUUAUUCAAAGUCUGCCUCUUCUUACCGUCUGCAGCCUCAUCCUGACAAGCCAGCCGAGGAUCUACGCAUUUAUUAUUAUAGAUUAGCACCAGCCGACUGACCACAGGAGACAGACGCUGGACACGUCUCCUCAACAUCCUGUGACCACUUGCCUCAAAGCGGCGCUGGACUAUUUUCAGAAAACAUUUUCUGCCCACAAAGUUUGCCGGGGAUAAGUGCUUGGGGGUCCCGCUCCUUAUCGACCUCAGCCUAGUGCCAGGCCCCACCACCUCUCCAGUCCACACCUCAACAGUGGUCCUCAUAGAUGGAGAAGGUACAGCACCUGACCCGCAACGCCAUGCGCCGGGCCUCCCAGGCCAUGGAGGUACCCCCGCAGGCCAGGCGGAACCUGCAGGAGCUUUUUGUGAACUUCUGCCUCAUCCUCAUCUGUCUGCUGCUCAUGUACAUCAUCGUGCUCCUUGUAAGAGGAAUGUAGCCGGACAUUCUCCAGAAAGGUGGACCGUCAACAGGCCCAAGGACAAGAUGGCAUGACUGAAUUCAUCUGUUUGCUCUAUCAUCCAUCCAUCAAUCCAGUUACAGCGCCAAAGGGUCAAGGGGAGACAGCGAGUACAAUAUUUAAAACCCAAUGACCAAAUGUAUCCUAUCACCUAUGAGCUGCUCCUUUUUGGCUCUUUUGGGCACUAAAACCCAUUUAUUGUAUCCAAUUAAAAACCUUGCAAGAA